AUGCGUUACUCAAUUGCUGCUGCUGUCCUUGCCGCUUCGCAAGCGGCUGCUCAGUCUGUCGUCGGCACUGCGUAUGGGUUCGCUACUGGUGUGACGGGAGGUGGUGACGCGGAAGCCGUUACUGUUUCCAGCGUGAGCGAGCUUGCCGACCUUCUAUCAGAUGACACUGCUCGCACUAUCGUCAUCGACGCCGAGCUUGACUUCACCGGUACCUCCGCAACGGACGCUGGAUGUGACCGCAAAUCUUGCUCCGCUGACAAUGGAGGCCAACUCUACCUCGGCGACCUUUCCUGCGGUGGCGAUGACAACGUCGCCAUCAGCUCCAUCACCUACGACGCUGCUGGUCCCAAGCCCCUGACAGUCGGCUCCAACAAGUCCAUCCUCGGUAACGGCAAGGGCGUACUCAUUGGCAAGGGUCUCGCGCUCGCUGACGGCGCUUCCAACGUCAUCAUCCAAGGUCUCGAGUUCAAGAACAUUAACCCAAGCGCCGUCUGGGGCGGCGACGCUCUUAGCUUCAACGGCAACAACGAUGGAGUCUGGGUCGACCACAACAAGUUCAGCCUCGUUGGUCGCAUGUUCAUCGUCAGCCACUAUGCGCCCUCGCGCCUCACCGUCUCCAACAAUGAGUUUGACGGCACAACCACCACGUCCGCGACCUGCAACGGAAACCACUACUGGACCAUGAUGUUCUAUGGCGACGGCGACCAAGUCACCCUCGACAAGAACUACUACCACGACGUCUCCGGCCGUGCUCCCAAGCUGGGCGAGGACGGCUCAACGGGCACUUUCCAGGCCGUCAACAACUACUUCUCCAACAUGAAAGGCCAUGCGUUCGACACGUACGACAGCGCCUCUGCGCUCAUCGAAGGCAACGUCUUCGAGUCUGUCAGCCAGCCUAACACCGACAAGGCCGCUUCGUCGUCCGUGCUGUACACUGUCCCCGAUUCGUCCGCUGCGAGCGCUUGCUCCAGCUCUCUCGGUCGCGCAUGCGAAGUCAACUCUGUCGACUCGUCUUCCGGCGAGCUCGUUGCCCUGAAGGCAGACAGUGUCCUCAGCACCCUAGCUAAGGUCAAGGACUCUCUCGUUAAGCCGCUCGCCGCGAGCGACGUCGCUGCUCACGUCAAGGCCAAUGCUGGACCUGCUGGACUCGCCUCCGCCAGCUCCACGGAGCCGUCAAAGGUGGCCGACGAUGAGGUUGCGACUAACACUACUAACCCCGCUGUGCCCGUCUCCAGCUCCGCCGAGGAAGCUCCCGCCGCUACCUCCGAAGUCGCUACCCCUGUCUCUUCUUCCCCCGCUGAGGAGGCUUCUGCUGCUACUUCUGAAGCCGCUGAGCCUACCUCCGCUCCCUCCACCGGCUCUAGCUCUGACUCGGGUUCAUCGUCCGGCACUGUUGCCGCGUACGGACAGUGCGGUGGCAUUGGGUUCACGGGCGCGCUGGAGUGCGUGAGCGGUUAUACAUGCACAAAAAUGAACGACUGGUACUCGCAGUGCAUUGCUGCGAGUGCAAAGUUUAGGAGGAGUUUUGGGCCGUUUGCCAAGAACCGUUAA
Messenger RNA from Didymosphaeria variabile, 1551 nucleotides. RefSeq lists its product as uncharacterized. Gene Ontology annotation, biological process: carbohydrate metabolic process. Gene Ontology annotation, cellular component: extracellular region. The coding region runs from base 1 to 1551 and encodes 516 amino acids. Gene Ontology annotation, molecular function: pectate lyase activity; cellulose binding. Lineage: Eukaryota; Fungi; Ascomycota; Dothideomycetes; Pleosporales; Didymosphaeriaceae. The transcript has a single exon. The record is from RefSeq and is a predicted model, not a curated record.